Charadrius vociferus (killdeer) is the source of this 1730-nucleotide messenger RNA. RefSeq names its product oncoprotein induced transcript 3 (gene OIT3). Lineage: Eukaryota; Metazoa; Chordata; Aves; Charadriiformes; Charadriidae. Gene Ontology annotation, molecular function: calcium ion binding. The record is from RefSeq and is a predicted model, not a curated record. The coding region runs from base 75 to 1730 and encodes 551 amino acids. The transcript has 9 exons.
GCAAGAGCCACAGUCUGUGCAAGGGCUUUCAGGCCUCUGUUACUUGAGUGGUAACUGUUCCUUGGCUGAGUGGGAUGUUGCAGUACUUGUUUUUCUCUAUCUGCUUCAUCAUCCAGUUGCAGCCAGUGUCUUCGAUGGCCCUGGACCCCUGCUCUGCCUACAUCAGCCUGAACGAGCCCUGGAGGAACACAGAUCAUCAGAUAAACGGUUCCCAUGGCCAGCCAACAUGCGACAGUCAAAUCGACGGGGAAUGGUAUCGCUUCACUGGCAUGGCUGGCGAUGCUAUGCCUACCUUCUGCAUCCCGGAGAACCACUGUGGCACCCAUGCUCCCAUUUGGCUGAAUGGCAGCCACCCGCGAGAGUCAGAUGGCAUCGUCCCACGCCAGGCCUGUGCCAGCUUCAAUGGGAACUGCUGCCUUUGGAAUACCACGAUUGACGUCAAGGCGUGUCCGGGCGGGUACUACGUGUAUCACUUAACCAAGCCUAGCGUUUGUUUCCAUGCAUACUGUGGGCAUUUUUAUGACAUCUGUGAUGUGGUGGAUUGCCAGGACUCCUGCCUGGACACCAGUGACUGCACGUGUUCCCUGGGGACAACACUAGGACCAGAUGGACAGACAUGUCUUGAUGAAAAUGAAUGUGAGCAGAACAAUGGAGGCUGCAGUGAAUUUUGUGUUAACCUGAAGAACUCCUACCGCUGCGAGUGUGGGAUCGGGCGCACACUGGGAAGUGACGGGAAAACCUGUGAAGAAAUUGAAGGCUGUCACAAUAACAAUGGAGGCUGCAGCCAUACCUGUAUUGAAGUGGAAGACACAUACCAAUGUGAAUGUCCGAGGGGACUUGUUCUGUCAGAAGACAACCACACUUGCCAAGUGCCAGUGCUGUGCAAGUCCAGCUCUAUUGAGGUGAGCAUCCCAAAGGAUCUGGUUGGAGGCCUGGACCUUUCCCUCAUCAACACUUCCUGCAAAGGAGUAUCCAAUGGCACUCACGUCAACAUCCAUUUCUCCUUGAAGUCCUGCGGCACUGUUGUAGAUGUAAUAAAUGACAAAAUCAUCGCCACCAAUCUGGUGACUGGCUUACCAAAGCAGACUCCAGGAAGCAAUGGGGACAUCAUUGUCCGCACCAGCAAGCUGCUGAUCCCGGUGACCUGUGAGUUCCCACGCCGGUAUACCAUCUCCGAAGGUUAUGUGCCCAACCUCAAGAACUCACCCUUGGAAAUCAUGAGCCGCAACCAGGGCAUCUUUCCCUUCACUCUUGAGAUCUUCAAAGACAAAGACUUCGAUGAACCCUACAGGGGUGCGCUUCCCACCCUCAAGCUUCGGGACUCUCUGUACUUUGGGAUUGAACCCUUGGUACACGUCAAUGGACUAGAGACACUGGUAGAGAGCUGCUUUGCCACUCCCACCUCAAAAAUUGAUGAGAUCCUGAAGUACUACCUGAUUCAAGAUGGCUGCGUUUCUGAUGAUUCGGUGAAACAGUACACGUCAAAGGACCAUCUUGCCAAGCAUUUCCAGGUUCCUGUGUUCAAGUUUGUGGGCAAAGACAACAAGGAGGUGUUCUUGCAUUGCCGCAUCCUCGUGUGCGGGGCACUAGACGAGAGCUCUCGCUGCGCCCAGGGCUGCCGGAGACGGGUGCGCAGAACGGCUGCGAUGGAGAAGGAGGAGGAGCAAUCUGGUCACAUGGCAAACCGCAUCCUGACAGGCGGCCCCAUCAGAAUCGACUUUGAUGACUAA